UCAUUCAAUACUGCUGUGAUAUUUUUAGUAAAUCUGUGUUUCUCUACACCUUCUGGCACACCAACAUGCUGAAAGUGCUUAGAUUAAAGUAAUGUUUGUCUUCUCUGCUUUCUCCUAUCUCUUCCUGCUUCCUACUCGUUCUUCUUCGGUUCUUACUUUCCCCACCCCUUUUUCACCCAAUUUGCUUUGAAGAGAGGAAAUCUGCUUUUCUGCAAAAGCUGCAGCCGCCAUCUGUGGAUGAAGUUCUUCACUGUAUGGAGAAGGUGGCGGUGGGGGAGAGGAGGUUUUUUUGUUUUUUGCAGCUCUGCAUCAUUUCCUUUCGCAUCACUUCUGCUGUUGUUGGCGUGUCAACCUGAACUGAGCUGUUUGUCCUCCUACAUUUAUUUUAUUUGUCUACUUAAUCCCUUCUAUGAUGGAUCUGAGCGCCGUUGUGAUCAUCGUGGCCUUUUCUCUUGUGUCUGCAGAGACUGAUGGCCAACAAUCUACCUUAAAUGCAACCAACCCCACGACGAAUACUUCCACUUCCACAGUCUGUUCCUGUGCAACGUCAGCUCCCCCUACUUCCAACCCCUAUAACCUUUCUAUCAAAAUGGGCGUCCUCAAAGUCCGUUGGACAGAAACAUGCAUAGGGACUGUCGAGCUGGUUCCGCAUUUUAGCGUCAACAAAUCUUCCCUGCCUGUCUGUCAAAGCUCAGAGAAACAAGUCUCCGAGAUUCUUCAAAAUGUUUGUAAGGACAGAAAGGGCUGUGAAUAUGAGUCAAGAUGGCUCCAUCCGGGUACCGAAGCGAGGGAAUGCUACACGAUUCAUGCUAACGGAGCUAGCCCAACGUCCGGCUGCAAGACAAUCAGAGUCAAGUGCAAAGUUGAGAAUCUCCCAGAUUUUGAGGGGCAGCUGACGGCCUGUAAGGUGGUGAUAGCUUUGCUCAGCAUCGUCCUCCUGGUCCUUUUAUUAAUGCGCUUCACCAAACCCACCGUCAUGGCCCUGCAGAAGAGAUUAUCAGACAGGAGGCAACAUCGCUGGGUCGGGCCCACACAAAGUCACAGUGUUUCCUACCAUCGAGGGAAGAGUGUCGCUAAGAACGAAGAUGAAGAGAAAAGAUUUUCAGCUCUGGAGCGUCUGACAGUCGGCGGCGGCGGCAGCAGCCCGUCGUGCAACAGAAACUUCUAUAACUACUAGUCUGCAGGAUCCUCCGUCUUCAUAUCCACGAGUGUCUUUCUCUCCGUGUUGAAGAUCUGUGUUCAAAUGUGAAGCUCUAGAUUGGACCUGUGUGUAGAAAAACUGCCUACGCUUGUCAAAUGAAUUACUAUGACUUGCAUCACACACAAACAUCAUUGUAACAUUAUAGUAUGAUUUUAUUCUGUCUGUAAAUUAGAACUGUUUGUCUUGUAAAUU
Molecule: messenger RNA, 1393 nt
Organism: Xiphophorus maculatus (southern platyfish)
Lineage: Eukaryota; Metazoa; Chordata; Actinopteri; Cyprinodontiformes; Poeciliidae
Gene: cd5
Exons: 6
Coding region: 410-1177 (255 amino acids)
Source: RefSeq, a predicted model, not a curated record